Molecule: messenger RNA, 3640 nt
Organism: Myotis myotis
Lineage: Eukaryota; Metazoa; Chordata; Mammalia; Chiroptera; Vespertilionidae
Product: S-adenosyl-L-methionine-dependent tRNA 4-demethylwyosine synthase TYW1
Exons: 18
Coding region: 520-2706 (728 amino acids)
Biological process (GO): wybutosine biosynthetic process
Molecular function (GO): 4 iron, 4 sulfur cluster binding; FMN binding; catalytic activity
Source: RefSeq, a predicted model, not a curated record
CCCGACCAGCCUGCGAGUGGCAUGGCUUCCCCCAGCUCCGUGCUCUCAGGUUACACGACUAACGCUGCGAGGUGGUUCUGACCGCCCCCCAGGACCGAGACGAGGCGCCCGGUUAUCCAGGUCCGCGCUCCUAGUCUCCUUUCGGGCCGCAGAGCCCGGGCUCUGAGGAGGAUGGUAAGGGGCAGAGACAGCUGCCACUCCUCCCCUUACCCACGUGUGUGGAGGAUCUCUCCAGGGCGGAGCGGGACCUGUGAACAGUUUAGGCGUUGCCUUUUGAAUUGAUCCCAGGUUUAACAUUGGAGCCCAGGUUCACCCAUUUCUCCCUUCAAAAUGGAGUUGUGAGAUCCUUCUUCGGAUACCUGGGACUUCUCACCUUUAAUAUCAUUAUGGAUAAACAGAUAUUACAUAUAUUUGGGCUUUGCCUUUGGUAUUGGCCUUUGGAUUUGUUUCCAGAUUGUUACCAGGAAGCAGGACAAGAACUCACAGGAGAAAUCCAUUCCAAAAGCAGCUCAGGAUUUGAUGACAAAUGGUUAUAGCUCUCUUCAUAAGAAGGAAGUCUUUGUGUCUGGAGUGAAGAUUUUCUAUGGUUCCCAGACUGGUACAGCAAAGGAAUUUGCAACAAUUCUUGCUGAAGCUGUUACCUCCCUGUAUCUGCCUGUGGCAGUUAUUAAUCUGAAAGAAUAUGAUCCAGAUGAUAAUCUAGUAGAAGAGGUUACUAGUAAAAAUGUUUGUGCCUUUCUGGUUGCUACAUAUACUGAUGGCCGACCAACUGAGAGUGCAGAGUGGUUCUGCAAAUGGUUAGAGGAAGCAUCUAAUGAUUUUCGAUUUGGCAAAACUUACCUGAAAGGUAUGAGAUAUGCGGUGUUUGGCCUGGGAAAUUCUGCCUAUGCGAGCCACUUCAAUAAGGUUGGCAAGAAUGUUGAUAAGUGGCUCUGGAUGCUCGGUGCUCAUCGCGUGAUGACUCGAGGGGAGGGUGACUGCAAUGUCGUUAAAAGCAAACAUGGCAGCAUUGAAGCCGACUUCAGAGCUUGGAAGACCAAGUUCAUCUCCCAGCUCCAGGUGCUUUGUAAAGGAGAGAAGAAAUCCUGUGAUGGCAGUUGCAAGAAAGGCAAAUGUGAAUCUAAUCAGCGUAGCUCAGAGGAAAUGGAGCUAGGAUCUCAUACUCAGGAUGGAUUGCAUCAGAGAGACCCUGAGGAGGAGGAGCCCUUUGAGAGUUCCAGUGAGGAAGAGUCUGGUACUGAGGACCACCAGAGUCUAACUUCUGUGGUUGAUGUUGAGGACCUCGGCAACAUUAUGAAUCAUGUCAAGAAAGAAAAGAGAGAAAAGGAGCAGCAGGAAGAGAAAACUGGUUUGUUCAGGAACACAGUGAAGAAUGAAGCCAGUGAAAGAAGAGCUAUGAUAACUCCUGCUCUCCGAGAAGCCCUUACUAAACAAGGUUAUCAGUUGAUUGGGAGCCAUUCUGGGGUGAAGCUUUGCAGGUGGACAAAGUCAAUGCUCCGAGGGAGAGGAGGUUGCUAUAAACAUACAUUCUAUGGUAUCGAAAGCCAUCGUUGCAUGGAAACUACCCCGAGCUUAGCAUGUGCAAAUAAAUGUGUCUUCUGUUGGCGGCACCACACCAACCCAGUGGGCACUGAGUGGCGGUGGAAGAUGGACCAGCCUGAAGUGAUCUUAAAGGAAGCCAUUGAAAACCAUCAGAACAUGAUCAAGCAGUUUAAAGGUGUACCAGGUGUCAAAGAAGAACGUUUUAAAGAAGGAAUGACAGUAAAGCACUGUGCAUUGUCCCUUGUGGGAGAACCCAUCAUGUACCCAGAAAUCAACAGGUUUUUGAAGCUACUCCAUGAGUGUAAAAUCUCCAGUUUCCUGGUCACAAAUGCACAAUUCCCUGUGGAAAUCAGGAAUCUCAAACCGGUUACCCAGCUAUACGUUAGCGUGGAUGCCAGCACCAAAGACAGCCUGAAGAAAAUUGACCGCCCACUCUUCAAGGACUUCUGGCAAAGAUUCCUGGACAGUUUGAAAGCCUUGGCAGCAAAGGUCUCAAGAUGUUCAAUCCCAAGAAAUGGCUACACGACUUAUGAUAUCACUAUUGAGCUAGCACUGAAGAUGACAUUUCAAAAUAGUGAUGUGCAGUCCAACACAGCAAAGGAACACACUCCUAACAAAAGAAGAGCUCAUGCAGAUGAGAUUCUCAGAGAGGAGUACAGAGGGCAACAGCGUACUGUCUACAGACUGACUCUAGUUAAAGCAUGGAAUGUGGAUGAACUCCAAGCCUAUGCUGAGCUGGUGUCUCUGGGGCAUCCUGACUUCAUCGAAGUGAAGGGUGUCACCUACUGUGGAGAGAGUUCAGCAAGCAGUCUCACCAUGGCCAACGUGCCCUGGCAUGAGGAAGUGGUACGCUUUGUCCGUGAAUUGGUGGAUCUGAUCCCUGACUAUGAAAUUGCUUGUGAACAUGAACAUUCCAAUUGCCUCCUAAUUGCUCACAAAAAGUUUAAGAUUGAUAGAGAAUGGUGGACGUGGAUUGAUUAUAACCGCUUCCAGGAGCUCAUCCAGGAAUAUGAAGACAGUGGUGGAUCAAAGACUUUCAGCGCCGAGGAUUAUAUGGCCAAAACUCCUCACUGGGCUUUAUUUGGUGCCAAUGAAAGAGGCUUUGAUCCCAAGGACACACGAUUUCAGAGGAAGAACAAAUCAAAGGAUAUUUCUGGAUGUUGAGAUUGUCUGCAUUUAGGAUACUGAAGGACAAAAACUGACGGCCCCAGCGGGUUCUCAGACUCCACCGUGAUCUUUUCAAGAAAAAUUACACAAAUUAUAUUUCAUACCCAGGAGACUGUAAGGCAGAACCUGGGGAUGCAAGUCAUGUCCUGGGACUGAGGAGACAGCAUCACUCUUGGAGUUCCACAGUCUCACCAUUUCUUUCCAGAACUCAGUCCCUUUUCUGAUUUUCUUUCUGAGAAGAAUUCACAGUGGGGGGCAGGGGAGGGGAGAGUAUACAUACUCAUUAUUAGGAUUUAACUGACAGUUUGAGUUAUAAUUAGUAACACCCCCCUUAGAAUGCUAUUCAUGUUGUACGGAAUGAGUAUCUUCCUCUUCCCCUUGCGGCUAUAGCCCUUGUGGAUUGUACAGCCCUGAGGUAAGUGUAUCCACUCCCUUCUUAUAUCUGAAAGUAACUUAAGUUGUCAUAAUUCUCAGUUAUUUUAAAAUACUGCAUAUAUUACUUCAAAUUUUUUAGUGCCAACCCUUUAGAAACUGAGUUGGUUUUAAAACUGGACUAGAUAUCAUUCCAUUCCCAAAUUGCCAUAGAGGGUAAUAUAUGGGCUGGAUUAGAGUGAAAGCUCUUUUCUAUAAAAGGAAUUACCAUCUGAUGUCAUUCAAUAGUUAGUCUCACAAACCUUGAAACAAUGAGUACAAUUUGCUUUUUGUUUAAAAAGUCAGUGUUUAAGCCUCGUGUGAGUACACAUAUAGCAGGUCUGACCAUCUUCCUUCGCUCUUGUUGCCUUAGGUAAUUUACUCAGUCUGUUCUUUAAGGUUCAAGUUUUUUCUCAUUGUAAACAUGAAAUACUCAAUAGCUUUUUAAAGUAUUAUAGUUAUUUUUUAAAUUUCUUUAUCCUAAAAAUUUUAUUAAUAAAAAAUCUUUUGUAGACAUUUA